GCUAAUACGUCCAAACUGCAUGGCUCUGGCUCAUCACCAAAACCCGAAAGGCCAAGUUCCACUCAGCUUUCUGCUGAGGAUAACGCUGAAACUGCAAAAGAAACAUGGGAUGGGAAAUCUGCAAGUACUAUUGGCUCUUCAAACGUUGGUGGCAAGAAUGUCCGAGAUCACCCAAAGAAGGUGCAAAAAAGUUGUUAUCAAGCUCCAGAGGAGAAUUGAUAAAGAAGGCCAGCAGAUUGUCCCUAUGCUGACAAAUCUGUGGAAGAGAAUUCAGAAUGGUUAUGCGGGUGGAGGAGUGAACAAUCUUUUGGAUUUACGAGAAAUCGAUCAACGGGUAAAAAGACUCGAGUACACGGGAGUUAUGGAACUCGCGUCUGAUGUUCAGUUUAUGCUCAAAGGUGCAAUGCAAUUCUUCGGGUUCUCGCACGAGGUGAGGUAUGAAGCAAGGAAGGUACAUAAUCUCUUCUUUGGUUUACUUAAGAUUGCGUUUCCACAUACAGACUUCAGGGAAACAAGAAACGCACUCUCCUCCUCCGGCCCAAUACCCUCUUUGGGUUCUGCGCCAUCCACGAGAUAAUCAGGUAGCAGCAGUCAAGGGAAGAGGCAAAAGCUGAUAAAUGAGGUGGAACCCGAGCCAAGCUCCUCCCCUCAAAGGCCUCAACAAAGGGAGAACGCAAGGAUCAGAGUGCAUAUACCACAGAAAGAAACAAGGCCUAGUACUGGUACUACAAGCCAACAACCAGAUGACUCUUCAUUGUUAGCUCACCCUGGUGAAUUGGUUAUCUGCAAAAAGAAGCAGAAAGACAGGGAAAAGUUUGUGAUGAGGACUAGGCCAGGUGGGUCAAGCACGGCUGCUCACAGAACAGCAACGCUGGUCAAACCAAGGGACUCAUCCAAACAACAGUGGGGAGCCGGAGGUGGUGAGACAGUUGGAUGGGCAAACCCGGUGAGGAGGUUGAGAACAGAUGCUGGUAAAAGGAGGCCCAGCCAUCUAUAGAGCUGUUUUUUUUUUCGUUUAUGCACUUGAGAGAUUUGCCUCCUCUCUGUGCAUAGAUGGCUGGAUUGCGCAUAUACGCAAAGGGAUGAUGACCAUAGUACUCAAGAAUAGUAGUGUAGGCCCUGUCACGGAUCACUCCUUUUGCACGCUGGUUCGUUGCCCCUUUGCUGAUAAAUACGGACAUUACAGGUUCUCAUAU
Tarenaya hassleriana is the source of this 1196-nucleotide messenger RNA. RefSeq names its product ATP-dependent helicase BRM-like. Gene Ontology annotation, molecular function: protein binding. The transcript has 3 exons. The record is from RefSeq and is a predicted model, not a curated record. Bases 20 to 577 code for a protein of 185 amino acids. Lineage: Eukaryota; Viridiplantae; Streptophyta; Magnoliopsida; Brassicales; Cleomaceae.